GAAGAAAAGAGAUCUUUGACGUAAAUUUCAUCCUUGAGAAUGGCAGAGACUGAUGUGGAUGAUGAUUAUGGCCUUAAACCCUCUGAGUUAUUUGCAAAACAUACAUGGAAGAUUGAGAAAUUUUCACAAGUCGGCAAAAAGGAGUUCCGUAGCAAUUGGUUUGAAGCUGGCGGAUACAAUUGGUAUAUUUUAAUUUAUCCAGAAGGAUGUGAUGUUAGCAAUUAUCUCUCAUUAUUUGUUUGUGUUGCAAACUAUGAUAAACUUCUUCCAGGCUGGAGUCAGUUCGCUCAGUUUACUAUAUCUGUGGUGCAUAAAGAUCCAAAGAAGUCUAAGUAUUCAGAUACUCUGCACCGGUUUUGGAAGAAAGAACAUGACUGGGGAUGGAAAAAGUUUAUGGAGUUACCCAAGUUACAUGAUGGGUUCAUAGAUGAUUUUGGCUCUCUUACAAUUGAGGCUCAAGUUCAGGUGAUCAGAGACACGGUGGACCGACCUUUUCGCUGCCUUGAUUAUGAUUACAAGAAAGUGCUUGUUAGGGUGUAUUUGCCAAAUGUAGAGCAAAUUUUCCGACGUUUUGUGGAGGAGAGAAUAAGCAAGCUUGAGAAGUUGAUAGAGGACAAGGCCAAAUGGACAUGCUUUGGUGAUUUCUGGUUAGGGAUGGACCAAAACUCUAGACAUCGGAUGUCUAGCGAGAAAAUGGACGUAAUCCUAAAAGAAGUUGUAAAACACUUUUUCAAAGAAAAGGAAGUUUCAUCUCCUGUGGUGAUGGAUUUCUUGUAUAGUGGAUUGAAGGAUCUUGAAGGCCAAACUAAGAACAAGAAAGCUAGCCCAAGACUGUUAGAUGACAAGGAAUUGCCAGCUCCGUUGGUUAAUGUGGACAAAGAUAUGUUCGUAUUAGUUUAUGAUGAUGUGUUGUUACUUCUAGAGAGAGCUGCUCUAGAACCAUUGCCUCCAAAAGAUGAGAAAUGUCCUCAAAACCGUAUUAAGGAUGGCAAUGAUGAAGAAGAUAUCAACAAGGAAGCUUAUGAGCGUGAUGAGAUACGUUUAACUGAGUUGGGUAAACGAACUGUGGAGAUAUUUGUUCUUGACCAUAUCUUUAGCAGCAAAAUUGAGGUUGCAUAUGAAGAAGCUAUUGUGCUAAAAAGGCAGGAAGAACUUAUUCGUGAGGAAGAGGAAGAAGCGUCGAAACGGAGCAAAGGGCUAAAAAAAGGUUUUGGGAAAUGUAGACUGAAUUAGGUUCGAAAUGUUUUCUGUUUUGCGUAAUUUUGUUUCGGUUUUCGGUACUUGAGAAAUCUAGACCAUAUGUUGAAUCGAAAUAGUCUGGUUUGGUUAAUUGUUGCAGAAAUUUGGUUUUGUUUUGGUUAACAAAGUAGCUCUCGAGAAGAGAAACACUUCAAAAUUAAAACUUGAAAUAUUUC
Molecule: messenger RNA, 1415 nt
Organism: Arabidopsis arenosa
Lineage: Eukaryota; Viridiplantae; Streptophyta; Magnoliopsida; Brassicales; Brassicaceae
Source: the annotation of a GenBank genome assembly